AUGGCUUCAGCAAUUAUGGAGAUAUCCCAAGAGACAGCUGUGCCUGUGAACAUCGUAGAACUUACUGCACCAAGAGAAUUGUCACUACCAAGUUCGGCAGUUGAGGAAUCUGCCACUGUAAAUGAAGGUCAUAGAUCAAGUAGAGAAUGGCCAAAAAUAGUAGGGAGCAUUUUUAAUCAAGUUCGGUCAUUUCUUCCACAGUGGAAGAGUGCAUUUUUGGCAUCAUGUGUAUUGGGGGCCUUAAUAGAUCCUUUAUUCUUUUAUAUUCCUAUCGUCAACAAGGAUACGAAGUGCAUCGGGUUGGACAACAGUUUGAAGGGAGCGGUUAUUUCACUAAGAUCAACAACAGAUCUAUUUUAUGUAGUGAAUAUUGUUAUUCAAAUUUAUAUCGAACUUAAAGCUUCAACAUUUAGGGUCAUGGGGAGAUCAUAUCUCCAUACCAUAGUUUUGCCAAUGGCUAACAGGAUUUGGAGGAUCUCAUCACACAUCUUAAUUGACAUUUUAGCGGUUCUUCCCAUUCCACAGGCAGCGAUCCUUAUUUUCAUGGACUCUAGUUCUUUGAAUAUGAGGAAGUUUUUGGCUUUUCUUGCUCUGUUGCAAUAUGUACCACGAGUUCUUCGUAUCUACUUAUUGUGUACCAAACUCAACAAGACUCCUGCUAGAGAGACUGAGAUAUGGAUUUUAUUUCAAGGCGCUUUCAGUUUCUUUUUGUACAUCCUUGCUAGUCAUGUAUUUGGAGCUUUCUGGUACUUUUUAGCUAUCCAGCGAGAGACAGCUUGCUGGCAAAAUGCUUGUCGAAACAACAAUGGAUGUGAACCUACUACCUUCUACUGCAAUGGUCGUUCAAUCAGAAACAUCACAUUUCUGAACGACUUAUGCUCUAUGAAUCCACACAAUACUAAUGCAACACCCUUCGAUUUUGGUAUGUUUGUUGAGUCUGUUCAUUCUCUUGGGCAAAACCUCGAGACGAGUAACCAUACAUGGGAAAAUAUCUUUGCCAUUUUUAUUUCUCUAAGUGGCUUGCUCCUGGUUCUACUAUACCUCCCUACAAAUUUGAAGAUAUGUAUGGAGUUGGUAACUAGUUCAUCAGCCAAGAUGAGAAAUAUACGGCAGCAGGAAACGAAAUAUCGAGAGGUACAACGCUGGUUAUCUGAAAAUGACAUCCCUGAGGAUAUGAAGGGGACGAUCAUGCAAAAGGUGGACGAACAACUUGAACCAAACAAAGAUGUUCAUGUGGAGAAUAUCCUCUAUAUUCUUCCCUUGGAACAAAAGAGAUUUAUUAAGCGACAUCUCUGCUGGCCUAUAAUGAAGAAAAAACCUGACAAUGCAGGGUUGGCUGAAUUUCUGAAGCCUCUGAAUGAGGUUAUCACAAAGGCAAAUGCACUGACAGAAGGGAGGCGGUCUGAUUUUUUCAACCACUUGAAGAGUGCUGUUGACAGUCUCUCAGCUUUGGCUUGGAUUGCCUAUACAGGGAAAGAAUGUGGUAUGAGCAUGCCUAUCACACAUGUCGAAGAAAGUUGGCAGAUGGCUGAAUUUUACAACAACAAGAUUCUUGUCGAGUAUAAAACCAAAGACCCAAAUCAUUUAGAGUGGGCCAAAGCUCUCAAGGAACUAUAUUUGCCUGGUUUAAGAGAUUAUGUUAAGAGUUUCUAUCCAUUGGGUCCAGUUUGGAGUUCAACUGGCAAAGCUGUCAGUGCUGCUCCAUCAAAACCAAAAGCUCCUGCACCAGGUGCCCCUGCUCCUCCACCACCUCCAUCAGCAUCACUUUUCAGUUCCGCAACUUCUCAGGCUUCAUCAUCACGCCCUAAAGAAGGGAUGGCAGCUGUUUUCCAAGAGAUUAAUUCCGGCAAGCCUGUGACUACAGGUCUGAGAAAGGUAACAGAUGAUAUGAAGACAAAGAAUCGGGUCGACAGAACUGGCAUCGUUGGUACCCAGGAGAAAGAAAGUCGUACCAGUUCACCUUCUUUUUCUAAAGCAGGACCACCAAAGCUUGAGCUCCAAAUGGGUCGCAAGUGGGCUGUUGAGAAUCAGAUUGGAAAGAAAGAUUUGGUUAUUAGUGACUGUGAUUCAAAACAGUCUGUUUAUAUUUUUGGAUGCAAAGACUCUGUUGUGCAAAUUCAAGGGAAAGUAAACAACAUUACAAUUGACAAAUGCACUAAGAUGGGAAUCUUAUUUACGGAUGUUGUGGCUGCUUGUGAGAUCGUAAAUUGCAACCGUGUUGAGGUGCAAUGCCAGGGCUCAGCUCCUACAGUUUCAGUGGACAACACAGCUGGCUGCCAAUUUUACUUAAGCAAAGAUGCCCUGGGGGCAUCUAUAACUACUGCUAAGUCAAGUGAGGUCAAUAUAUUAGUACCUGCUUCUGGACCUGAUGGUGAUUGGGCAGAGCAUGCUUUGCCAGAACAGUUUAUUCAUGUGUUUAAGGAUGGUCGGUUUGAAACUACCCCCGUCUCUCACUCAGCAGGAGGGUAA
Messenger RNA from Prunus armeniaca (apricot), 2469 nucleotides. The record is from the annotation of a GenBank genome assembly. NCBI's taxonomy places the organism in Eukaryota, Viridiplantae, Streptophyta, Magnoliopsida, Rosales, Rosaceae.